Molecule: messenger RNA, 2505 nt
Organism: Trichoderma breve
Lineage: Eukaryota; Fungi; Ascomycota; Sordariomycetes; Hypocreales; Hypocreaceae
Product: mutS domain V domain-containing protein
Exons: 8
Coding region: 1-2505 (834 amino acids)
Biological process (GO): mismatch repair; reciprocal meiotic recombination
Cellular component (GO): nucleus
Molecular function (GO): ATP binding; ATP-dependent DNA damage sensor activity; mismatched DNA binding
Source: RefSeq, a predicted model, not a curated record
AUGUCGUCUCCAUUAUCUCAAACUUCGUCUCGAACAACGGGACCAGCUUCCUCUUAUUUUUCCAGCUCAGUCCCGCCUAAUUCUCCCGGCUAUCAAUCUGGUACCAGCUCCAGCCAAGCUAUCAACCAUAUUCUCAGAAAUAAAGACAACCCUUCAUCUCGAUAUUCUCCAUCCAUUGCCAGCUCUAGACCCAGUACCCCCUACAGAACAGCCUCGACGACUACCUCUCGUCCUACCACUCCUUCGCGUCGUUCUCGAAGCGAAGCCACGCCUUCUAUCCUUGGGCAAAGCGACUCUCACGAUGUUGUAUGCGCAGUCAGUGAAGCACGAGGCGUCACUCCUACAGUGGGAAUCGCUACUGUCGAUCUUUCUCACGGUGAAGUGACUCUUAGCCAGAUAUGUGACAACCAAUCCUACGUGAGGACAAUUCACAAGCUUCAACUAGCGUGCCCUUCUCGCAUAGUCUUUAUGCCUUCGGCAUGCUCUCCCAACGAGCCGAGCACAUUCUUUUCUCUUGUUCAGCGACUGAUACCUGAGGCGGAGAUGUCCUCUCACGACCGUUCUGCCUGGUCUGAAUCCGCUGGCAUAGAGUACAUAGAGCACCUUGCCCCUGAAGGUGAUAUUGGAUCAAUUAAAGUGGCUAUUCAGGGCAAAUAUUACGCUAUAUGCUGUUUCUCUGCGGCUAUGAAAUAUAUCGAUCGCCAGUUCAAUCUCAGCUUCUCGCCUCAGUCGCUGCGCAUCAGAUAUCAGCCUUCCGAAGACACCAUGAUGAUAGACAUAUCCGCUAUGCAAUCACUGGAAGUAAUGCGAAAUCUAAAGUCUGCCAAAUCGAAAGAAUGCCUAUUUGGGUUGUUGAAUCACACUCUUACGCCGAUGGGUUCUCGCGUGCUCCGCAACAAUAUGCUCCAGCCACCUACCGAUUUCGAUGGAUUCAUCAAGACACGCUACGAUGCGCUGGAAGAAAUGGUCACCAACGAAGAAAUGUUUCAUGAAAUUCGCAAAGCCCUCAAACUUUUUCAUGAUGCUGAGAAAACCCUCACAAAGCUAGUGAUUAUUCGGAAUGCUACUGGAGUAUCUGCAGUUGAAGAGCAACUCAACCACAUACUCAUGAUAAAAUCGUUUUUGGAAUCGAUACGGAAUCUGUGCCAGCCCGAGACAACGGUUCCAAUUUUACUCAACAUUAAAAGAGUGAUUGAACCUGAUGUCACCUACAUGGAAUCUCCACUGGAUCUACGCAACCAAAGGGCCUUUGCGGUCAAAUCCGGUAUUAGCGGCAUGUUGGAUGUUGCUCGUCAAACAUACAGAGAGCUUACCGAAGCUAUUCACGUAUACUCAGAUGUGAUCAACGAACAAUAUCGUGUUGCGGCAACCUUGAAAUUCGAUAAUCGCCGCUUAUACUGGUUCCGAAUCCCUACAGUGGACUUGGACAAAGAUAUAAUAAGACAAGAUUUCAUAAAUGUGAUUCCAAAAAAGAAUCACAUGGAAUGUCAGACGCUCAAUCUUGUCAAGCUAAAUCAACGGCUCUUGGACACUUCAAACGAGAUAGUCAUGCGAAGCGACGCCGCCGUUCGCGACUUGGUAAAAGAACUUCGACGCCAGGUAUCACCUUUGUUCCGGAUAUGCGAAUCAAUUGCUCUUGUGGAUAUGAUAUCGUCCUUUGGUCAAAUCACCACCACGCGCGACUAUGUGAGGCCAAAUAUGGAGGACACUUUGGCUUUAAAAUCAGCAAGGCACCCAAUCCUCGACAAGAAAAUGGCAAGCGAGUACAUACCCAACGAUUACUAUUCUGCCGAGCAGCAUCGUUUUCACUGUGUUACAGGAUGUAACAUGAGCGAGUUCGCAUCCUUUCCAAUCAUACACAACAUCUUUGCCCGCAUCUCGACCCAAGAUAAUAUUGAGGCAAAUCUCUCGAGUUUUGGAGUGGAGAUGAGGGAAAUGGCUUUCAUUCUGAAAAAUAUAGACAACAAGAGCCUCGCAAUCAUUGAUGAGCUGGGCCGCGGGACAAGCACCAGAGAUGGCAUGGCCAUCGCAAUGGCCAUAUCCGAAGCUCUGCUUAACACUAGGGCAUCUAUCUGGUUUGCAACCCACUUUGUCGAGCUGGCUCGAGUGUUUGCAGACCGUAUCGGCGUCCUCAAUCUUCAUCUGUUAUCCAGCACAUCGGUUGGGGAGGGAGGACUGCCACAAUUGACAAUGCUGUACAAAGCUGAUGCGGGUACUGUUGAUGACGAAAACCACUAUGGAAUUGCUUUGGCCCGCGCCAUUGGAAUGCCGCAGAGUUUUAUCAACUGCGCAGAGACCGUUGCGAAUGAUUUGAGAAAAAGGCGAGAGUCGAACCGACAGAGCUCUGACGCAUAUAAAGAGAUUCACCGACGCAGACUCGCGUUGAACCUUUAUGAAGCCAUUAACCAAGCCAAGAAGUCCUCAAAUAAGGAGACCAUCUCUGGCUACCUCAAGCGUCUCCGAGAGCAAUAUAUGGUACGGUUGCAGGAAAUUGAAGAGAUGUAA